CCCGUCGUUGCCGUGGUAACAGUGUUGCCCUCGGGGAAGUUUGUAGCUGCAGAGGUGUGCUUUAACUGCCAUCUUCAGUAACCGUUAGCUAGAUGGAGGAGGAUUUGGCCGAGGGUAAAAUCACCCGCUCUCAUAAACAGAACACAAGCGAAAAAUGGAUGUUUCUCACCCCUAUGAUCAACAGCUGCAAGUUGCACCUCACGACUGUGAAAUCUCUCGUGCCAGCGAGAGCACAAGCGAUGAGUGACUCUCAAGAUCAUGUAAAAGAAACAUUUAACUACUCUGACCUAGAAAACAGUUUACAUGCAGGCAUCCAGAAAAGAGUUGUACAGGAACUAUUUGAAAGUGACAAAUGUACAUAUAAUCAAAAAGCUGGAGCUGCCGUUUCAAAUGCUGCAUACAAAGCAAGACACAAAGCAAGGAGACAAACCCAGUGUACGGGGGAAACUUUUGGCCAGAAUGCCUUAAAAAAUGCAAAACCUGCAGGUGAUUUUCCUGGAUGUAAUUACAGUGCUCUGCCUGGUUUUCUCUCCACUCAAUUGCCUUUCACAUCCAGUUUUCAACAAAUUGACUUGGAAAGACAAUCUCUGGAGGAAUGCCCACAGUUGGACUUUGUAAAAGAACUGCAGUUUCUCAACCUUCAGCACAAUCUAAUUACAAAGAUCCAACAUUUGUCACAUUUGCAGCAGCUGGUUUCACUGAAUUUGCAUGACAAUCACAUCAGUGACAUGGCUGGCAUUGAAGUUCUGAGGUCUCUCAAGAUCCUCAUACUGGGGAAGAACAGAAUUCAUGAAAUCUGCUGCCUGGACAGCUUGUCUAAACUGAAUAUGUUGGAUUUGCAUGACAAUCAGAUCUGCAGGAUAGAAAAUGUGUCUCAUCUGAGCGAAUUAAGAGUGUUGAACCUAGCAGGAAACAACAUCUUAAAAAUGGAAAACUUGCAGGGUCUUGACUCUUUGACUGAACUGAACCUAGGGCAGAACUGCAUCUCUGUUGUGACUGAGGUGGACCGCCUGCCCUUGUUGCAGCGCCUCUUUCUCAGCUGCAACAACAUCACCAGUUUUGACCAGCUAGCCUGCCUCGGAGAGUCGUGCUCCCUUUCUGAGCUCACGCUGGAUGGGAAUCCUGUAGCCCUGGAGACAUGGUACAAGCAGGCCGUCCUGCGCUGUGUGCUUCAUCUCAGACAGCUGGACAUGAAGCGCAUCACAGACGAGGAUCGGCGCAUGGCAGGUGUACAGGCUCGAAAAGAGGAGGAAAAGAAGAAGGAGAGUCACAAGCAGACCAUUCAUAAGGAGAAGCGGCGUCUAGCAAUCCGUAAUGCUGCACAGCAGUGGGAGGGCGUCAGGGCCUGCCUGGAGCUCCCAUCCACAAAUGGCGCUAAAGAAGAAGUCAGUCCAGAGAACAGCCCGGCUCACAGCCCCGCCCAGACCAAUGGCCUUACACAGGAACCUUCCCCUGAUGAACCGAGGCGGGUAAGCCCAGGUUCAGGACCAGAGCGGCCAUCUGGGGGAACAGAAAUCAGACUCCAGACCAACAGCCGUCCAAACAGCCCACGAGACCCCAAGCUUGUGGAGGCAGGGAGUGGCAGUGUUCAAAGCUUGUCCUUGUCUGACAGUCACCUGGCAGAGCUGGAUGGAGACACCCUGCGUUUAUUUGGACUUGGAGCCCUGGAGGCCCUGGAGAGGGGCUGGGGUGUUCAGACUGCUGGUGCUGUCACUGUAAUAACCUUCCGCUACAUCAACUUUGAUGCCAUAGUACCAACACUGCCACGAAUAAGAGUCAAGUUCCCAAAUCUGUCGCAUAUGAUAUUCCUGGAAACCAACAUCAGCCGUCUGCCGCAGCUGGCAGCCCUGGCUCAGGUGAGGCGCCUAGACCAGCUGACCAUACACCCAGACGGCAACCCAGUGGUCAGUUUGACUCUUUGGCGUUCCUUUGUCAUCUAUCGUCUUCACCACUUCAACCUGCAGAGGAUAAAUGGCCAGGAGGUGACCAUGAACGAUGUUAUCGCUGCAGAACGUGUAUUUGGAACACUGGGCCAUAUAGCAGCCACCGAAACUCCACGUUGCCGGCUCCUUCUGCUGCUUGAGGAGUCCAGGAAGCGGCAGUUGCAGUUCCUGUUGGAGGGGCGCGGCCGGCGGGCAGGACUCAGUCCAGAGGAGCUGCGUGAUAAUGGGAAACUCCUGGGAGAAGGCCUGAGCAGAGCGUUGUUUAACUAUCCAAGCAGAGACUGCAGUGCAGAGAGCCCUGAGGAGGGCAGUGUGGAGUCGUCAGAGCGUGCUACUAUGGUAGAGCAGUACCUACAGGAGUUGGUCCAAAGUGCAUCAGACACCAACCUGAAGGGCGAGGCUUUACACAAGCUCUGGCCUUCCAUGUUUGCAGAGAUGGUGAGAGACUGUGUCUUGGAAAUGAGGGACCGAGCGGCCUUCCGCCAAGCCAGCCUGGCAAAGCUCUCUGAGACCAAGUGAAAAGGACCAGAGGUUCACUGUUAGGCAACAUACAUGCACACGUGGACAGAGCUUUCUUGGGCAUCUUCGUCCUUUAAUUUCAAAAUGGAUAACACAUAAUCACUUUAUCAGUUUUAAUGCAUUUGGAAACACAAGGGUGUAUUUCCUUAGUCUGUUGGAAGCUUCUGCUUGAAAUGUACCUAGACUAUUUUAUAGAUGUCUGAAGAAAUUGUCUGAAUGUAGAUUUUUCACUAAAAACCCACAGUUUGAUUCUUCAGAGCUUGAAGGUAAAUAAUACUUGAAGAAUGUUAAAGAGACUUAGUGACUCAAUGUGCAUUGUUGCCCAUAGGGAGCAUUGUCUGCACUUUAAAAGCCAUCUGAAUGACCCUUCUACACCAUUAAUAUCAUCAGCUGAAAAUGACCAGUGUCUCUUUUCUUGAGACUAGAAUGAUUUUUCUGUCUUAAAGCCUGUCUCAUCCAUUGCUCUCUCAUUUCUUCCUGCGGGACAUAAAUGCAAGGGCACAAACAAGGACAAGGUCUUUUCUUUGUUUACCACUGAUUUUCUGUAUUGUGCUUAGUAUUAAACAAUUCUGCAUUAACACUGAGAUUGUCUGCAUAGUAUACCUAAUUAUUUUUCUGAUAAAUGUCUCUACUGGAGUGAAGGGGCUAGGUCAUCCAGUUAGAUCAUUUCUUAAAAUAUGCCAUUCUCACUUUGAAAGUCAGUCACAAGCCAUUGGUAUUUCAGAAGGCGGAGCCUCUACAUUCAUGCUAGGAGGUCCAAAAACUAGGAAGGUAGCGUGAACUAAGACUGGAAUGUCCCCGAAGGUGUAGAGGCUUCACCUGUUUCCCACCACCUGCUCUUUAACCCUACAAAAAAUGCUUAACCCUUAUUUAAUCUGACAGUCAGCAGGGAAUGGCACCAAGCCAGAGGAGUAACACCACGAGUGUCAAACAGCCCCACACAAGCUGAUGGGUCGUGUUGUCAUAUGUCAUCCACCUCACUGGAGAUCAGUGCCUUUCUUGGGGCAUUUGACUUGAAGAAGGCAAGAACAUCAGUGCCCGGUGGCUAUUUCCUGGUAAAAAAAGUAAUGUGAGUGACAUUCAUAUUUACUUUUCUCCCACAACAAUCUUCUGCCCAUGCUACAGAGUAUAGUUCAGCAUCUGUUCUAAUAGAGCAGUUAAAUCUAAGAACCAGAACAUCGCAGUUGUUGUAUAAAAAGAAACACAGUAUAACGUGUUGUUUUUGGGACAACUGUCCCAUGAUGAUUUCAUAUGAAGGCUCAUUGUUCUGCGUUGACAGGAAAGCUCUCAGUGCAAAUGUCUGCUAUCAGAAAGCGACAACUAGUUUACUUUGAACACGUCUGAUGCGCAACAUUGCUGCCUAUCAGCAAUGCACUGUUGUUAUAUUUUGUUAGUUUGUGAGACUACAGGUGUCAACACUGCAAGAAAAGUCUAGUCCCAAAGGACUGACAGAACUUUGUGACUAGUGACAGCAAACAGAUGCACAGAGCCACAAAAUGAGAGCAAUGUCUCAUCGCUGGAGAGAAGUCCAGACAGUUUAGUAUUUCCUGAGCUCCAUCCAGUCUAGAAAGCUACACACAUGAAUAUGUGCUCCAUAUGUCUUGGUGAGAAAUAACUGUCAAUCAAUCUGCGGCACAAAUUAAAUACAUAUUUGUUUAUCAUAGGACGUUACACUGACAUUUGUAUUAAAUGUGCAAUGUGUAUUGAAUGCAAUUUUAUUAUGUCUGAAUAUUAAAAUAUAUAUAGUUCUUUUUUCAAUUAGAGUUGCUGUGUUUGCAGCAAGGAUUGGUCUGGUUACAUGAUAGUAAUCAAUAGCUGUAAUACUUAAAGUGGGCGAGUAAAGCAUAAGGUUUUCAAUUUAUCUCAGGUAGCACGGCUACAGUAGAUCAUCAAAAUAGCUUUUAUCUACGCCUGAAAACUGAGCACUUGGAUCCUUGCUCACAGUAAAUCAAUGCACUUUUUUUCUGUCACAACAGCAGCACUGUACGUCUCAGCUGCCAAUGCACAGUGGCCAUCAGCCAAGAAGAGCUUGGAUAAUGAGAGGCAAACUAGUGUGAGGAUUUCUGCAAGGCUGUGAAGACAAUCUCAUUUUCAGAAUGCAAAUAAUGGACUAACUUUCUUUCCAUCUUUGUGUACCUCUGAUUUCUCAGACAACUUUAAACCUCCACGCUUCAGGCUUGAUUGAUUCAGCUGUGGUUUAAAGCUUACAGUUGUCUGUUUACGAGUGUAAUGGUGUAAUUAUAAUGUAGACACACGCAGAAGGUCACAGUAAACCCAAAAGGGGGAGUGAAAUGAGAGUGAAUUCAUUAUUGUACUUAUUAUAAAAUAGUUGACUAAACCCAUGCAAUAUUAUCUGUAUAAUCUCUGUUUGGGUGAAUGACAAGCUAAAAUCCUAAGAGCUGGUUUAGAAGCUGCAGUGUUGAUAUGCUCAACUCUGAUAGAUUUUUCUGCAGUCUGGAGAGCCGGCUGCCAAUUCGUUCCACCUCACAGGACCAACUAUUAGUUUCUGCUGGAAUGAACCAAGUGUAUUGUUUAUUGUGAGCCAUGUGCUGCAAAAAAUAAUGAUCUGAAACAGUGGUUUGACUUGUUAGUUAAUCAAUUGCAUUUCAGAAUUAUAAUGAGUUAGAUGUAGAUUGCAAAAUAAAUUUCCCCUGAAGAUCAACUCACAUUAACCCUUAAAAAAAUGUAAAUAAAUAAAGGGAGAUGGUGCUUUACUAUAGCUUGUCAUUCUACUGCUCCCUUUAGACACAUUCAUGAAAUUUUUUUGAGUGUUGUCCAGAGACAGUGUACAUGUUCACCUUGUGUGAGACAGUAGUGUCCACUGUCUUUAAAUCUUGUCUAGACAGACUGUCAGCCAAUCAUCUGAAACAGUAUUGUUUGUCUAAGAAAGGUUUAAAAACUUCAAGGUUAAAUGCCUGAGCAGUCUCAGCAUCUAUGCACUAGUGAGAAAAGUCAGUGGGGGCAAGCUGCCUUUACUUUACUCCCCAUACUGCAAAGAGACAUACUGCAGUGCAGUGGUACUUAGUGCCACCAGUACCACUGGUGAUGGAUCUCUAUGCACAGACUUAGGCUGCACAGACAUAUUGGCAUACUGAUUUCACAAUAUUUGUAGAUUAUGUUGGCUAUACUCUAUAAUAAAGGCUGCAUGUUUAUGAAUGAUGGCUAUAAUAAGCUGCUGUGGUAUAAACCACUCUGCUAUGCAUAGCUCUGUUUUUCAAACUAAAUAAACAGACUGAAGAGAACAAUACACUGAGCUUUUUUACUCUGCAAAAAUAAAACAGCAAAUGUCUGUGAUUCAAGCCCGAAGCCAAAUGUUACUCCACAUGUGACCUACCUCAUAUAAAAAUGCCUCCAGUUUUCAUUUAGCUAAAAAGUCUUAGAUUAUCCAGUUUUUGUAUAUUUGCUUUGGCUGCAUCCGAGUACCAAUCCCCCUUAAUGAAAUCUGCUCCUUUGAGACAUCCUGGAAAAAAUCAAGACAAUUCUUGUGAAUUAUAGUUUAAUUCACUGUUUUGUGGUUUUCUGCAUUUUCCCAGUAUUGAAACAGUAUAGGUAAAGCUGUACAUAUAACACUAUGAGUUGGUUUAUUGGA
Messenger RNA from Neolamprologus brichardi, 6051 nucleotides. RefSeq names its product leucine rich repeat containing 49 (gene lrrc49). Gene Ontology annotation, molecular function: protein binding. Lineage: Eukaryota; Metazoa; Chordata; Actinopteri; Cichliformes; Cichlidae. The record is from RefSeq and is a predicted model, not a curated record.